AGUAACCAAAUUCAAAACUACAACAACAACAGUCGAAAUAUCUGCAACUACUACACACACUGUGGCGGUUCCCACUUCUCACAGUUUCCCUCCAAUUUUGCCCUUCUAUGGCCCUCUCCUAUUAUUCUAUAUACUCAUCUCCCACAAAAGCCAAGCUCUUUCCACGCACACGCUGUGCUAAUUACCAAAAACUACCCGCUCAGAUAUUUCAAUUUGGAAAGAGACCCACCGAGGGUUUAUCUCUGGGUAAAACCAGGUUUUUGAGAAAGCAAUGCCAUGUUUUUAGCGAAUCAGAGAUUGGAUAUGGUGAAGAUGCCGAUAGUCGUGAGGAGGACCAGCAGUUUGUUAAGUGGUUUCGUGAAGCGUGGCCGUAUUUGUGGGCUCAUAGAGGGGGCACUUUUGUUGUUAUCAUUUCUGGUGAAAUUGUUUCUAGUUCUUAUUUGGACCCUAUUUUAAAGGAUAUUGCGUUUCUUCAUCACUUGGGGAUAAGGUUUGUUCUUGUUCCGGGGACUCAUGUGCAAAUUGACAAACUUUUGUCUGAGAGAGGGCAUGAACCUAUGUAUGUAGGCCGAUACAGGAUUACUGAUUCUGAAUCACUAGCGGCUGCUAUGGAAGCUUCUGGGGGGAUUCGUAUGAUGAUAGAGGCAAAACUCUCUCCUGGACCCCCAACAUGCAAUAUCCGCCGGCAUGGUGAUAGUAGUCGUUGGCAUGAAGUUGGUGUCAGUGUAGCUAGUGGUAACUUCCUUGCAGCCAAGAGAAGAGGAGUUGUUGAUGGUGUUGAUUAUGGAGCAACAGGCGAAGUAAAGAAAGUAGAUGUCACUCGCAUGCGUGAGCGUCUUGAUGCUGGUUGUUUAGUUAUAUUAAGCAACCUUGGAUAUUCCAGCUCUGGAGAAGUUUUGAAUUGCAAUACAUAUGAAGUAGCUACAGCUUGUGCUUUAGCAAUUGGAGCAGAUAAGCUUAUCUGCAUUAUAGAUGGCCCAAUUCUGGAUGAGAGUGGACGCCUUAUUCGAUUCUUGCCUCUUCAUGAGGCAGACAUGUUAAUCCGUGAACGGGCAAAACAAAGUGAAAUAGCUGCUAACUAUGUGAAAGCUGUUGGUGAAGAAGAUUUGAUUUUGCUUGGGAAGGAUUCUAUUGGAAGGCUCCAUGCUAAUCAAAAUGGGAAAGGUCCCAGUGAAACACAUAAUGCAACUUUUCUUAAUGGGGUUGGUUUUGAUAAUGGCAAUGGACUCGGGUCUGGUGAACAGGGUUUUGCAAUAGGAGGUCAAGAGCGGCUUAGUCGAUUAAAUAGCUACCUUUCAGAAUUAGCUGCUGCAGUUUUUGUUUGCAGAGGAGGUGUUCAAAGGGUUCAUUUGUUAGAUGGCACCAUUGGUGGAGUGUUAUUAUUGGAACUUUUUAAGAGAGAUGGAAUGGGGACAAUGGUGGCUAGUGAUCUUUAUGAAGGAACACGGAUGGCUAGUUUGAUAGAUCUAUCUGGAAUAAGACAUCUUAUACAGCCUCUAGAAGAAUCUGGUGUAUUGAUCCGAAGGAGUGAUGAAGAGCUACUCAAAGCACUAGAUUCAUUCUAUGUCGUGGAACGGGAGGGUCAGAUUAUUGCAUGUGCUGCUUUAUUUCCUUUUUUCAAAGAAAAGUGUGGAGAAGUUGCUUGUAUUGCAGUUUCUCCUGAAUGCCAUGGCGAAGGACAGGGUGAUAAAUUACUUGAUUAUAUUGAGAAGAAGGCAUCAUCUCUCAGAUUGGACAUGCUCUUCCUGCUGACGACUCGUACUGCAGAUUGGUUUGAAAGUCGCGGUUUCGAGGAAUGUUCCAUUGAAAUGAUACCUCAAGAAAGGAGGAAAAGGAUCAAUCUGUCCCGUAAGUCCAAGUAUUAUAUGAAGAAAUUGCUACCUGAUAGAAGUGGAAUUACCAUUGAUGGGGCAUUUCGAUGACUAGAUGAGUCUUUUCAAAGUCUGGAGCAUCAAGUUCUUUAGAGGGUGCCUUAGACUGUUUGCCUGAUUUUACUGUUUUGAAGAUCAUAUUCAUGCUUGUAAUGGUUAGUUCUAGCUGAGUAUGAUUAUCUCAAUUCAUCAAAGGAUGGUAUACCUGCAGGUCAAUUAUCGCAAAAGUUUUAUCAAGGAAAUGUAGCAUUUAUGUAUGUAUAGCCUAGAUGUUAUUUUGUACCCAAUUUUGUUGUAUUUUUAAGGUUACAAGGGUUUGCUUUGUUGUGAUCCAAUAAGAUUAAAAUUAUUUUGAUUGUUUCAGAGAA
Molecule: messenger RNA, 2239 nt
Organism: Mangifera indica (mango)
Lineage: Eukaryota; Viridiplantae; Streptophyta; Magnoliopsida; Sapindales; Anacardiaceae
Product: probable amino-acid acetyltransferase NAGS2, chloroplastic
Exons: 10
Coding region: 108-1922 (604 amino acids)
Biological process (GO): L-arginine biosynthetic process
Cellular component (GO): cytoplasm
Molecular function (GO): L-glutamate N-acetyltransferase activity, acting on acetyl-CoA as donor
Source: RefSeq, a predicted model, not a curated record